Molecule: messenger RNA, 1500 nt
Organism: Pyrgilauda ruficollis (rufous-necked snowfinch)
Lineage: Eukaryota; Metazoa; Chordata; Aves; Passeriformes; Passeridae
Gene: MRPL3
Product: mitochondrial ribosomal protein L3
Exons: 10
Coding region: 26-1045 (339 amino acids)
Biological process (GO): translation
Cellular component (GO): ribosome; mitochondrial large ribosomal subunit
Molecular function (GO): structural constituent of ribosome
Source: RefSeq, a predicted model, not a curated record
GCGGCGGCUCCGCCGGGGUGGCGGCAUGGCGGGCUGGGGGCGGCUGGCCCGGCUCGGCGGGCGCCUCUGGGCGGCGGCGGCGCCGGCUCCCGGACACAGGGGUCAGCUGGGCUUUGUAGUCAGACACAUCAACAGUUCAACAUGGUGGCAUGAGCAUCUUUCUGAAGAGAAUGUGGAGUUCCUCAAGAAGAUAACUGCAGAGGAGUACAAAGCUCAGACAGCCAGCAAGCUGUGCCCUCUGAAAGAUGAGCCAUGGCCGCUGAAUAAGUGGACACCAGAUUCCAUCAGAGUUGGUGUUGUUGCAAUAAAACUGGGAAUGAUGCCAAUAUGGACCAAAUCAGGAGAAAAACAUGCUGUCACACUACUUAAGGUUCAAGAUUGCCAUGUUUUAAGAUAUGUUUCAAAGGAAGAGUCAGGUGGAAAAACAGCUAAGCUGCUUGUUGGAGGCAAAAAUGUAUCUCCUUUUUCUAAACGAGAGUCUGCACAUGAAAUUUUUAAAGAAGCUGGAGUGCCACGGAAGCAGAAAGUUACAACAUUUAAUGUAACAGAUGAUGCCAUAAUUAAGCCAGGUACUCCCUUGUAUGCUGCUCACUUCCGCCCCGGGCAGUUUGUGGAUGUUACUGCAAAAACAAUUGGUAAAGGAUUUCAAGGUGUCAUGAAAAGGUGGGGAUUUAAAGGUCAGCCUGCAAGCCACGGCCAGACAAAAACUCACAGACGACCUGGAGCAAUAUCUACCAAUAAAGCUGCCAAAGUCUAUCGUGGAAAGAAAAUGCCUGGUAAAAUGGGUAACAUCUACAGGACAUCUUUUGGAUUAAAGGUGUGGAGGAUCAAUACAAAGCAUGACAUUAUUUAUGUAAAUGGGUCUGUUCCAGGUCACACCAAUUGUCUGGUGAAGGUCAGAGAUAGCAAAUUGCCUACUUACAAGGACUGCAAUAAAAACCCUCCAUUCCCUACAUUUUUUGCUGAUGGAGAUGAAGAACUGCCAGAAGACCUUUUUGAUGAGGAGAUUUUCCAGUUCACAGAUCCAUCUGUCACAUUCGCAUAAUGUUCCUCGCAUCUUUGUAAACACAGUUUUGUUAUUUCAUGUACGUUGCAAGGCUGUAUAAAAGUAAGCCUAUGAACUGCAGUCUGGCCAACUGACUUAAACAAUUCAGAUAUUGCCAUUUUGGUCAGGUAAUCAGAUUUCCCACCGUCAGUCUCAAACCUGUACUUAAAGCAAUAGGUGGGUCUGAGGGACAGGUUGUAAAGCACACCAAACUGUGUGUCUUCAGUGACCUUUUGUCCUCUACGCCAGGCUGUGAAAGCCUACAAAAUAAUGAAAAACUGUUGUUUUGAAGAUGGUUCCAGUUCAUUUUCUGAAUGUGAACAAAUUCUGUUUCUCUUUUAUGUAAAGUAUACUGGGCAACUCAGAAAUCAGAAAAAGGUUCCAGAUCUGCCUUGGCAUCUGAGGUUGGGGGGAUCCAUGAAGAGUAAUCUAAAAUAAAACAUGAAAAUGCGUGA